This is a messenger RNA of Porites lobata, 318 nucleotides long. The record is from the annotation of a GenBank genome assembly. NCBI's taxonomy places the organism in Eukaryota, Metazoa, Cnidaria, Anthozoa, Scleractinia, Poritidae.
AUGUCUUAUCCUUUAUUGGAUUUAACUGCAACUGUACCAGAUGUAGAGGAAACAGAUAAACCGUUAUCCGAGGUCACUAAGAGGCAUCGCACUUUCUUCAGAUUGGUUUGGAACUCGUUUGAAGAAGUUCAGUCAAAAGGUGAAUUGUCAAGGAACUGUUUAGAUUGCGUUGGUGGUGUCUUCCUUGAUGGAAAGUUUCCUUUUGAGCUGCUUCAGUUAAAGGAUUCCAAUUCUUGUCGGUCUACAGACUGGUCUAUUCAUUUCCAAGACACGUUUGGAUUAUUUUUUCUCCAGGCCUCGUCCUCUACUCACGCUUGA